AGCAUCAUCAGGCGCUGUUGUGGGUUUGGGCUGCUAUGGGGUUAUCCGUAGGGCUGUGUGAAUGCGCGCGCGCGAGGGUCCUUUUGUGGGUAUCCGCGCUGCGCCUCGAUUGCCAGCAAAUGACUGCUGAUGAUAUAUAUCCAUGCGUGCGCGCCCGACACACCACAAUUCCUCCCCAGCCCGGAGGCGUUGCAAUAAAAGGGAGAGGAGGGAAUCCUCCUUUUUACGCAUUGGAUCCAGCUGCGUUUCCUCGGUCGGGUCUCUUGGAUCGCGCGCAGGCCCCUUCCGAUCUUGGCUCCCUAUCCAGAGUGAUGGAAAAUUCCUCUGCGGCUUCUGCCUCAUCUGAGGCAGGGAGCAACCGUUCGCAGGAAAUCGAAGAGCUGGAGCGUUUCAUUGACAGCUACGUUUUGGAGUAUCAGGUCCAAGGCUUACUAACGGACAAGACAGAAGGGGACGGGGAGAGCGAGAAAACACAGUCUAAUGUCUCGCAGUGGACAGCUGACUGCAAUGAACAGGUAGAAGGCAAUCGUUCCUCCUCGAGAGGCAAGAACGUAGCACCUCAUAAUCAAAACCAGGAAGAGUGGGAUCACAGCAGCAGUGGCAGCUCAGGAUCCCAGCCUAGUUCAGGCUCCAGGCAUGGGUCUGUGUCAAAGUCUGGCGGCCGAGGGAGAAGCAGCCAGUUCAGUCACUCAACCAAGAACGGCAACAAAGACAAUUCCCUUGACAUGCUGGGAACAGAUAUCUGGGCAGCCAAUACUCUCGAGUCCUUCAGCGGUGCCACCUGGGACUUGCAACCUGAAAAACUUGACUUCACACAAUUCCACAGAAAGCUCCGCAACACCCCCAAGCAUCCUCUCCCACACAUAGACAGAGAAGGGAUUGGAAAAGGGAAGAGCGAGGACGGAGAUGGAAUCAACCUCAACGACAUAGGGAAGGUUCUCCCAGCCUGGCAGGGUUAUCACCCGCUGCCACACGAAGCUGAAAUCGCACACACCAAAAAAUUGUUCAGGAGGAGGAGGAAUGACCGGAGGAGGCAACGGGCUCCCGGGGGAAACAAGUCUCAGCAGCACCCAGAGCAUCAACAGAGCACCGCCAAACACAACAACAGGGAACACCAGAAGCCCUCGCAGGGAGGCCAGGCGCCACACUCCGCAGGCCGGCCCGGCCACCACGGCUACAGCCAGAACCGGCGGUGGCACCACAACCAGAAGCACUCGCCCAACGACAAGGAGACGCACAGAAAUGCCAAAGAGACUGAGAACCUGAAAAUCGAGGACGCCUCUGUCUGCACGGUGCACAUCCCCCUCGAGGUGCACCGCGGCAGCGAUGCCACGGACAGGCAGUCGCCGCAGUACAUCCAGGACCCGGAGAGCAGGCGGAAAGACAGCCUCCACGAGCGGAUAAGCGAGAGGCCCAAAAUCAACUUGCUCCAGUCUUCCAAAGACAGACUACGCAGGAGGCUAAAAGAGAAGAUGCCUUGUCUUUCCCUUUUCACGGAUCAGGACGAAGUGGCCGUGGAGUCCACCAACCCUCAAAAGAACAAAAUGGACAAACUAAUUGAAAUUCUCAACAGCAUGCGGAACAACAGCAGCGGGGUGGACGCCAAGCUCACCAACUUCAUGGAGGAGGCCCAGAACUCCACCAACUCCGAGGAGAUGCUCGGGGAGAUUGUUAGGACCAUUUACCAGAAGGCCGUGACGGACCGCAGUUUUGCCUCCAUGGCCGCCAAGCUCUGCGACAAGAUGGCGCUCUUCAUGGUGGAAGGCACCAAGUUCCGGAGCCUCCUACUCAACAUGCUACAGAAAGACUUCACCGUGCGGGAAGAGCUGCAGCAGAGCGACGUGGAGCGCUGGCUGGGCUUCAUCACCUUCCUCUGUGAGGUCUUUGGCACCAUGAGGAGCAGCACUGCGGAGCCCUUCCGAGUCCUCGUCUGCCCCAUCUAUACCUGCCUCAGGGAGUUAUUGCAGUCUCAGGACAUAAAGGAAGAUGCUGUUCUUUGCUGUGCAAUGGAGCUGCAAAGCACCGGCCGGCUCCUGGAGGAGCAGCUGCCCGAGAUGAUGAUGGAGCUCCUGGCGAUUGCCCGCGACAAGAUGCUGUGCCCCUCGGAGUCCAUGCUGACCCGGUCCCUCCUCCUCGAGGUCAUUGAGCUGCACGCCAACAACUGGAACCCCCUGACUCCCCCCAUCACGCAGUACUACAACAAGACAAUCCAGAAACUGACAGCCUGAGAGGGAGGCGGGGUUGGUGGAGAGCCAGGAGGAGGAAGACACGCACUUUAAAAACAAAACAGAAAGCAAAACACAACAGGAGAGAGAGAGAGAAGAAAGGAUUUGGGCAAGGAACUGAGCUACAGCAACCAGGGAAAGGACCCAGCGACCUUUUGUGGUCAAGAUACCUAAGACGACAAACUCCCAGCAUGCUUACGAAUAUGUUCAUGGGGGCGAAGCAUGUUUCUUUUCAGCCGUGUCCUCAAGUGCCAUCGCCACCCCACUCCCUCCGUGCCUGCCCUUUUUGUUCCGAGGCUCCCCUUUUUUCCAUCCCGCCCCCAUUGCUCAUUCAGCUCCACAUCCCGCCGGGUCAUUGUUUCGGUUCGAGAAAGAACACGGCGGAUUUGAAUAGGGAGCGCGGAGAGCCAAGCAGGGAUGGCUUUCACCAGACGCCUCCUGGCUUGCAGUGACCAACUGGCAGGAGGCAGAACGCAGCAGAUGUCUUUUGGGGGGACAAAGGCAGACACGUUCCACAGCAGACACUGGUAAUUGACAGCUUUUGUCAGGCAAAGAGACACCCCCCCUUCUCCCCCCCCUCCUUUCUUCUACUCCUCUUGUCUUCACGGUUUUGUCUCCUUCGCUUUCCUCCUGUCCCCGUCCCCCUUGCAUCCGACCCUGAAACCCCCAUUUCCAGAUUAGACAUUCAGAGGGGAUAAAAUUCUCUCUCUUUUUUCCCCCACCCAAAAAAGAAAAAUUGCACUGGGUAUUGUUUCUUUUCUUUUCCUCAUUGGUGUAUUAUUUUAUGCACAUUAUGUAUAGCAUAUAUCUUCUAUAUACAAACGGACGGACAAAUUGCUAUUUUGAGUUUUGGGAAGCAAAGAUAAUGUUACGACGCAAGCGGAGGGUCGCUUGAGGACUUCAGAAGUAGCGGGAGCGCAACCCCAAAACCACUUUAGAAGUAUUAUAGCCACAAAACCUCUUGCCGGUGGGUUCACAUGAACAGCCUGAUCCCAUGGCAAUUUCACCGGGACUUACUUUCCAGAUAAAAGCUCAAAUCCACACGUUGCAAUUGCUGUCAGAAUACACCAGUGUUGGUACCAGUUUCCUGGAGGGAACGUCUAACAUAGUGAUUUCAUACAAAAGUGUGGAAAUCAUUAAAUUGCCAUGUACACAAGUGUUUAAAGAAGCGUGUGCACGGGGACAGAGGAUAUCCACACGUUAAGAGUUCAGUACAAGAAACACUGGUGUUUCUCUCAGCAGUUGCAAUGCGUGGAUGGUCCUUAAUCAUGCACAGGAGCAUAGCUUAAAUGAAAUUCAGAGCGGUGCGCCAGAUUAUUUCAGAAACGGUCAGUCUGCAGCUAAUCUGUUGAAGUUGAAGGUGGGGGGGGGCAUUUGUCAGCUAAUCGAGAAGCAGCUCAGCCUUUGUGUUGGGGUUUGUGUGUUAACACUUUUCCUGCUUGCAAACGGCUUUUUAAUUCCAGUCUUAUUCCUAAUUACGCAGUUGAACCCUUACAGUUGAGCCUAGAAACGAGAAAGGGAAUCAGGGUGGGAAGAGGGGGAUGGAAGUUGUUCUUUGGAAGCCAGUAAAUAGGAGGAGAUGUGUAUGUAUGUAUGUAUGUAUGUAUGUAUGUAUGUAUGUAUGUAUGUGGUACAGUAUUUGAAGUUUUGGACAGAGACAGAGAGAAAAAAGGAAGGAAGGAAGGAAGGAAGGAAGGAAGGAAGGAAGGAAGGAAGGAAGGAAGGAAGGAAGGAAGGAAGGAAGGAAGGCUUUUGUGUUCUGACAAGAAGAGUUUCAUUUUUAUGGGUUGUAUCCAGUGUGAGUUAUAUUCAGAGUAAGCCCAUUGACACUGAUCGACUUAAGUUAGCCAUGUCCUUUAAUUUCAGUGGGUCUAGAUACAACCCAAUAUUUAUUUCCCCAAUACUUAUUGUGUUGUAGAGCCAUAGGGUUUUAGCUGAAACCUGCCACUGGUUAUUUCUCCCACUCUAGAAGUCCAGUUUUCUGAAUGAAUAAGCCACCCAAAGAGGAUUCUUUCUCUGCGUGAGAUGAAGUUUUUAGAUAAUGAUGAUGGUGUAUUAUUUAUACCCCACCUAUCUGGCUGGGUUUCCCCAGCCACUCUGGGCGGCUUCCAACAAAAUAUUAAAAUACAAUAGUCCUUCAGAUAUUAAAAGCUUCCCUAAACAGGGCUGCCUUCAGAUGUCUGUAGGGAGUUAGGGAGUUACGAACUCCUCAGCAGAAAUGGCUGCUGGCCUUUCGAUAACAGUAUCAAACUUAGUUGUGAGGCAGGAUGAGGCCUGGUGCGAGUCAUGGCACUUCAUGUUGUUAACCAUGGUUAAGGUUUACAUUUCAGUUUAUUAGAUUUGUGAAUCCCUUCCGACAACAACAAGCCCUGAAGCGAUUCACAAGAAGAAUAAAACUCAGUGGUGAAAACAAUGGAAACCUCCAGUCAUUGGGGCUGUCCUGAUACCUGAGAAAACCCAAAAUGCCAUUGCUUGGCACCGGUAGGUGGCAAAGUUGGUGCCAGGUGAGCCUCCCUGCAGAAAGCAUUCCAUCAAUGGGAGCUGCUGCAGAAAAGGCCCGUUCCCUCGUUGUCACCUUCUAGGUCUCCCUCGGAGGUGCCACACAGAGUCCUCAGUUGACAAUCUCAAGGUGUGGGCAGGUUCAUAUAAGGUUAAGGUGUCUCUUUAGAUUUAGGAGUCCCCGGACAUAUAUAAUGCUUUAAGGGUCAACACCAGGCAUCACCAAACUUUGGCCCUCCAGAUGUUUUGGACUACAAUUCCCAUUAUCCCUGACCACUGGUCCUGUUAGCUAGGGAUCGUGGGAGUUGUAGGCCAAAACAUCUGGAGGGCCGCAGUUUGGGGGUGCCUGGUCAACACCAACACUUUUAAAUGGACCGACGUAAAAGAUCAAGCAUGCAUAGGCCACCUUGGUUCCACUACACAGGAGUUGUCUCAGCAGCACAGACAGGAUUGAGGAUUCAGGAUCUAGGGCAGACAUUCCUCCUGGACCGGCCCUGUAUUAGCCCAAGGGCUUGAUCCUCCUGAAGACCCUUAUAUUGUGGUGUUGGUUUCCUUGGAAUAGUCUAGGCAUCCAGUCCUUCCAGUUCCACCAAAAGCUCAGGGAUUUUUCAAGCACCAUCAUAGGGAGAAACCUAAAGUGAGGACGUCCCAACCUAGAAGUUAGCUAUGAGCACAUCUCCAUUGCAGACUUCAAUCAACCUGUUUUUAACCGUCAUGGCUUUAGUCUUUACAUCCCAAGGGGAAAGUUAGUUCUGUAAAAGAAUCUCGCAGGGCCCACCCCUUUGCUGCUAGACUGGGUGAGGAACUUCACUGUCAGUGGCAAAUUUUGGGGUACUGUUAAAGAAGCGGCAAAUCUGGUUUUAAGCUCACACCCCCAAGGCCUAUUUGGUCCAGUAGCCGAUUUCACACAUUGGCCGCCCAGAAACCUAUGUGAAGACCACAAGCAGAAGGCAAAGGGCAAUGGCUUUCUCCAACAGCUGCUUCCCAGGGACUGGCAGAGGCAUGUUGCACCUGCCAAUCCUUGGUGCAGCAGCCAUCAUACCUGCCAAGUUGCUGUCCGAGAAAUAAGGGACCAGGCCAGAAGUAGCAGACCAGAAGUAGCGCUGCCACCAUAUUGGAACUGGGCGGAGCAUGCUCAGAA
Messenger RNA from Zootoca vivipara (common lizard), 5865 nucleotides. It is a transcript of the gene CTIF, whose product is annotated as cap binding complex dependent translation initiation factor. The record is from RefSeq and is a predicted model, not a curated record. Gene Ontology annotation, biological process: regulation of translational initiation. NCBI's taxonomy places the organism in Eukaryota, Metazoa, Chordata, Lepidosauria, Squamata, Lacertidae. Gene Ontology annotation, molecular function: protein binding; RNA binding; translation activator activity. Gene Ontology annotation, cellular component: cytosol.